This is a messenger RNA of Metarhizium album ARSEF 1941, 2004 nucleotides long. Its product is annotated as kinesin. The transcript is spliced from 2 exons. Bases 1 to 2004 code for a protein of 667 amino acids. Gene Ontology annotation, cellular component: microtubule; kinesin complex. NCBI's taxonomy places the organism in Eukaryota, Fungi, Ascomycota, Sordariomycetes, Hypocreales, Clavicipitaceae. Gene Ontology annotation, molecular function: ATP binding; microtubule binding; ATP hydrolysis activity. Gene Ontology annotation, biological process: microtubule-based movement. The record is from RefSeq and is a predicted model, not a curated record.
AUGUCCGUUCGUGUUGUUGCGAGGAUACGCCCGCUGCUGGAGACAGAGCUGGACAAGGACAUCAUUGUUCGUCCUGACGGCGCCGAGGCAGGGGGGCCGCACACCGUUGUCAAGAUCCCCAACCCGAAGAACCAGGCCGAGGACUUUUCCUUCGCGUUCAAUGCCGUGUACGAUCAGUCGACUUCACAGGAGACGCUGUUUACUUCCGAAGUACAGCCGCAUCUCAAGUCAUUAUUCCAGGGUUACGAUGUCACAAUAUUCGCUUACGGCGUCACUGGUACGGGAAAGACGCACACCAUGCGUGGCGGCCUCAAGCUUGCCGACCGAGGAGUCAUUCCCCGACUCUUGAGUGGCGUGUUCCGGAGGGGGAAGAAGAUAGCCAAGGACUCGGACGGCAACACGACGGUAAAGGUCAGUCUGUCGUACUACGAGAUUUACAACGACAAGGUGUUCGACUUGCUCGAGCCGCCCGAGCAGAGAACACCUUCCGGGCUGCCUCUUCGCGCCGAGGUCAGCGGGAGGACUGUCGUGGCUGGGCUAUCUGAACGAGCCUGCGAGGACCUCCGAGACUUCGAGAAGCUGUACAUUGAAGCCAACAACAACCGUGUUACCGCGUCCACAAAGCUGAACGCGCACAGUAGUCGGAGUCAUGCCAUUUUACGCGUCAAGGUUACGCAAACGACGGAUGGUAUGAUUCGCGAGAGUACUGUAUCUGCCAUUGACUUGGCGGGUUCGGAAGACAACCGUCGCACCGACAAUGGCAAGGAGAGGCUUGUCGAGUCGGCGGCUAUCAACAAGAGUCUCUUCGUCCUCAGCCAAUGUAUCGAUGCUAUUUCCAGAGGCGACAAGCGCAUCCCGUACAGAGAAUCCAAAAUGACCCGUAUUCUCUCCCUUGGUCAGAACAACGGAAUCACUCUCAUGUUCUUGAACCUGGCUCCUCUUCGCAGCUACCACCUUGAUACCCUCAGUAGUCUAAACGUCAGUUCCCGAGCUAAGCGGAUUGAGGUUCGCGAGAUAGAAAACGAAGUAGUGUUCAAGCAGUUCCCGAGGACGACGGGGUCUAAUGCCGCUCAGCGCCAGCCACUCCGACCGCUCGCUCACGCCUUGAGCGCUCACAACGUGCACAAUGGCAAUGUGGCUGCCAAGGCUUCUGCGGAUGCAAUCCGACCGACAAAGUCGUUCAGCGUUUACACGGACAAGGCUAAGCAGUCUCCAGCCAGGACCAUCGCCACAUCAACGUUGCUGCCGCGCCCUGCCGUCAAUGUCAGUUUGGUGCCUCGCCGCAGCACUGUCCACAAGCGUCCGUCGGAUCACGAGAGUGGAAUCGCGAGACCCAGCAAAGUUGCUCGGCGGUCAAUUGAUGAGCCAGCCAUCACCGUCACUGCAUCGCAGAUUGAGGCCAUGGUGGAGAAGAAGGUCGGCGAGAUCUUGGCAGCAAGGACGGCUGCCGAGAAGGCGGUGCAAGACCAAAAACGCACACCUUCCCGACGUGACGUCAGCGAAGCCAUGCAGAGGCGCCUCGAGGCGCUGGAGCGGCGCAUGGAGAGUGACAAUGCUCGCGUGGACUCCAAGUCCGAUGGCCUGCGUUUUCUGCUCGCUGCCAGGCAACACAGGGAGAAGGGUGACGACGCCUCCGCCUUGAGAGCCUACGAGAUGGCCCUCCCAUUCUUCCCAGGACAGGCCAAGUUGAUUGGAAAGAUUCAACGCCUGAGAAAUCGACUGGGAGUUUCUGUUGAACAAACCUGCGUCAUGGGGAGCCCCUUGAGACAUGACAGGGGAUCGAGACGGCCACGCCUCACGAUUCACGCUGAUGGCACAAGCUCCGAGCAGGACGACGCGGAUGUUGAAGAGGAGACUUUGGACGACCAGACUAUGAGGAUCAAGCCACGGAAGUUGCGAUCCAAAUCGACAGCCAAGCUGCACGUAUACGACGAUGCCAACGAGACCACGGCCAGACUAGGGGCUCGGGACCUGGCUCCGCCAGUGGGACUUGUGAGUUACUAA